Messenger RNA from Annulohypoxylon maeteangense, 1707 nucleotides. RefSeq names its product putative multicopper oxidase. The coding region runs from base 1 to 1707 and encodes 568 amino acids. NCBI's taxonomy places the organism in Eukaryota, Fungi, Ascomycota, Sordariomycetes, Xylariales, Hypoxylaceae. The record is from RefSeq and is a predicted model, not a curated record. The transcript has 2 exons. Gene Ontology annotation, molecular function: oxidoreductase activity; copper ion binding.
AUGCGGCCGUCAAUGUUUUGGUCCGCUAUCACUACGCUCUUUGCUACUUCACUCGUUUCUGCAUCUUCAAUCCAUAGGAGACACUGCCACAACAAUAUUGGUAAAUGUAAUUUUCAUCCAUCUAACAGUCCCAAGUGCUGGGGCGACCACUCAUUAACUACAAACUGGUACGACGAGAUACCAGAUACUGGUGUCACGAGAGAAUAUUGGCUUCAAAUUCAAAAUGGUACAGCGGCAGUCGAUGGGGUUGAACGCAUAGUCUUGACGGUCAAUGGAUCGGUGCCGGGACCUACGAUCACUGCGGAUUGGGGAGACAACGUUAUCGUACAUGUACAUAACGCGCUAGAGAAUAACGGCACUAGCAUCCACUGGCAUGGUCUAAGGCAGAACUACACGACGCAGAACGAUGGUGUAGCGUCCAUCACCCAGUGUCCCGUCGCGCCUGGAGACUCUAUCACAUACAAGUUUCGAGCCGAACAAUAUGGACAUAGUUGGUACCACAGCCACUUUGCGACACAAGCUUGGAAUGGAGUUUUUGGUGGAAUCGUCAUUCAUGGGCCAUGCUCAGCCCCAUAUGACGAGGAUAAGGGCGUCUUAUUCCUCAACGAUUGGUUUCAUAAUACGACCGAUGCUUUAUGGAGUACAGCUUCAGCUGGUAGCCCACCUCCGGCACAGAACGGUCUGAUAAACGGAACGAACAUCUAUGGCAGCGGAGGAAAGAGGUUCGAAACCAUAUUUUCAGACGGCAAACGACACCGAAUUCGUCUAGUAAACGGAGCUAUCGAUACUCACUACAAGUUCAUGAUCGAUAACCAUAAGAUGAAAGUCAUCGCCGCAGACUUAGUUCCAAUCAAACCUUACACGACAGAAGUUCUAAGCAUCGGCAUAGGACAGCGUUACGAUAUCAUCGUCGAAGCAGACCAGGGCAAAGGCGACUUCUGGCUACGCGCAUACCCAGACAUGGCAUGCAGUGCCCAAAACGAGAUGGCGGACGACAUUAGGGGUAUCAUACGAUACGACACCUCCUCAAGCGCAACACCAACCUCAACGCCAUACCCCUAUACAGAAGACUGCCACGACGAGCCAAUGUCCAAACUAGUCCCCUACGUACCCCUGGACGUCUCCAGCCCCACCACAAAGAAAGACUUCAACCUCAGCUACACCUCCACCACGACUGGGAUGUUCAAAUGGACACUCGACGGCACAGACCUACUCUCCGACUGGGGCGUCCCCACCCUCCAGCAAAGUCUCCUCGACACUACCGUCUUCAAAACAUCCAGCAACGUCGUAGAGCUUAACGAAAAAGACGCAUGGGUAUACUUCGUAAUCGAGAACGGCGCCGCGGCCCUCGGGCUCACGCACCCGAUCCACCUCCACGGGCACGAUUUCUUCGUGCUCGCGCAGGAGGCCAAUGCGAAUUACACCGCGACGACGCCAUUACAGCUUACGAACCCACCGAGACGCGACGUCGCGAUGUUGCCCGCGAACGGGUUCCUGGUUAUCGGGUUCGUGACGGACAAUCCGGGGGUAUGGCUCAUGCACUGCCAUAUCGGCUGGCACGCAUCGCAAGGGUUCGGGCUGCAGGUCGUGGAGCGCGAGGCGGAGAUCCCGCCGCUGUGCGAUACGAGUAGUAUCGACUCGACGUGUGCGAAGUGGCAGAGCUAUGUGGCGGCGAAAGGGGUUCUGCAGGAUGAUUCGGGGAUAUGA